GGAUGUGGGGGGGCAACCCCGGAAACGGAAGUGAGCGGCGGGGCCGGCUGACGGUAACGGGGCUGAGAGGCUGUUCACAGAGCAAGUGAAGAUGAAUGCCAGAGGACUUGGAUCUCAGUUAAAGGACAGUAUUCCAGUUACUGAACUUUCAGCAAGUGGACCUUUUGAAAGUCAUGAUCUUCUUCGAAAAGGCCUUCCGUGUGUGAAAAACGAACUUUUGCCCAGUCAUCCUCUUGAAUUAUCAGAAAAAAAUUUCCAGCUCAACCAAGAUAAAAUGAAUUUUUCCACACUAAGAAACAUCCAGGGCCUGUUUGCUCCACUAAAAUUACAAAUGGAGUUCAAGGCAGUGCAGCAGGUACAGCGUCUUCCAUUUCUUCCAAGCUCAAACCUUUCACUGGAUAUUUUGAGGGGUAAUGAUGAGACUAUUGGAUUUGAAGAUAUUCUUAAUGACCCGUCACAAAGUGAACUAAUGGGAGAACCACACUUGAUGGUGGAAUAUAAACUCGGUUUACUGUAAUCUGUUGUGCUGUUCAUGAAAAUAGAGGGGCUGCAUGUUGUUUAUAGUCAUCUUUUUACUGUAAUUUGAUGUACACAACAUUAAAAAUAUUGACACAUGAGAGUUUUUGCCUAAAUAGUAUCUGUGAUCAUUUGAAAUUAUUUGGGUCUUUGGUUUAUGGCCAUGUGACAGUUGAAAGCACUAAAGGGAGAUGAUUUUAAAACUGCCAAUUGUAGGAAACAACAGCCUUCUGUGUCUUUAAAAAAUUGUUAGUAAUGAGUAUUUUAAAACUAUCUACAGGCUCAAAUUCAGCCUAUUUUCUGGGUAUUCCAUAAAUUUAAUUUUGAAUAACCAUUAUCAGCGUUUGAGUCUGCAACCUUCGUAGUAGCAUCUUUCAGAAUAAACAUCUGUAAUUGAUUUCGGUGGCAACACUUCAAAUUAAGUACAGAGUAAGAUAUUUAUAUUUAACCUUGUUUCAGUAUAGCCUAUUGAUACUCAUGAGAAUAAUAUUGGAUUUAUUGAUGCUAUUUUAGAGUUGUAGCUAUUCUUUGAUUCUUUCAGGUUGAAAAGUAUAAUAAGUUCAAAGGUUUUGAUUUGGUCUUGUCUUAAAGUGAAAAAUUAAAUAAAGCAACCAGUAUAUGUUGAUUAAACUGUUGUACUGCAUAGAUUUAUAUAUCACAAGAUGAUUAGAUUGAAAAGAAAUUAGAAUAUUCAUGUACACACAAAUUCCAUAGUUAUUUAAAAAUAAAUCUUCACUGUAGUUCUUAUGAGAUAUUCUUUAUGAACCUGGUAUACAAAAAUUCGUGCACUUUAGAUUUAAUUAGUAAGUGGGUCAUCUUUCACUAAGUAAAAAAUAUUUUUUAUCAAUUUUUUGGGAACAUCUGAAUUGGAUAGUUCACUGAUUUGCAGGUGAAUGCCAUAUUGUCCCUCCCCUUUGGGGGGCCAGGGAGGGGGGUAUUUAACAAUGUGUAGAGAUGUUUUGGUUUUCACAACUUUGAGGAAGGGCUGCUGCUCACAUCUAGUAGAGGCCAGGGAUGCUGCAAAACAUCCUGAAACAGAAAAGACAAAGAGUUAUGGUCAUGUAACAAAAGUACUAAAGAAGAUGAUUUGAAAAAUUCAUAAUUUAUAUUGAAACACCCUUCUCUGUCAAAAAAGUUAUUACUGAAUAGUGUAAAAACUGCUUACAUUCAGAGUUUCCUCCAUGCAACCAAAAAUCCUUUGGUUCAAAAUGUCAGUAGUGUCAAGUAUGACAAACCUUGAAAUAAACAAUAUGAUAACA
Molecule: messenger RNA, 1775 nt
Organism: Callorhinus ursinus (northern fur seal)
Lineage: Eukaryota; Metazoa; Chordata; Mammalia; Carnivora; Otariidae
Gene: POMP
Product: proteasome maturation protein
Biological process (GO): proteasome assembly
Cellular component (GO): cytoplasm; nucleus
Source: RefSeq, a predicted model, not a curated record